This is a messenger RNA of Indicator indicator, 1779 nucleotides long. RefSeq names its product mitoguardin 2 (gene MIGA2). The coding region runs from base 1 to 1779 and encodes 592 amino acids. The record is from RefSeq and is a predicted model, not a curated record. The transcript is spliced from 15 exons. Gene Ontology annotation, biological process: mitochondrial fusion. NCBI's taxonomy places the organism in Eukaryota, Metazoa, Chordata, Aves, Piciformes, Indicatoridae.
AUGGCAUUCAGGAGGACAGAAGGGAUGUCCAUCCUUCAGGCCCUGGCCAUGACGGUGGCAGAGAUCCCUGUCUUUGUGUACACCACCUUCGGGCAGUCUGUCUUCUCCCAGCUGCGGCUGUCCCCGGGCCUGCGCAAGGUGCUCUUUGCCACGGCGCUGGGCACGGUGGCCCUGGCACUGGCUGCCCACCAGAUGAAGCGGCGCCGGCGGAGGAAGAAGCAGCUCACUGCUGAGAAGGGAGGCUGCAAGCCGGGGGGCAUCACUGUGCCCAUCCUGCCCACCAGAAGGGUCUCCUCUGUGAAGAAAGGAUACUCCAGCAGGAGAGUGCAGAGCCCUGGCAGCAAGAGCAAUGAUACCCUCAGUGGAAUUUCCUCCAUCGAGCCCAGCAAACAUUCCAGCUCCUCCCACAGCCUGGCCUCGAUGGUAGCAGUCAACUCCUGCAGCCCAACUGCAGCAGCAGCAGCAGGGGUGUGGGAGGUGCAGGCAGGAGAUGCUGCAGCCGUGGAGGACUCCAGUGCUGAGAGCCUCUAUGUCCAAGGCAUGGAGCUGUUUGAGGAGGCCCUGCAGAAGUGGGAGCAAGCUCUGACCAUCAGGCAGAGAGACAGUGCCAGCACCAGCACCCCAGUGCCCUGGGACAGCAAGAGGCAGCAGGAGAGCCUCUCUGAGAACAUCUCAGAGGAGGAGUCCCAGAGGAGGGAGUUUGCUGAGAAGCUGGAGGCCCUGCUGCACAGAGCCUACCACCUGCAGGAGGAGUUUGGGGCCUCGCUGCCCUCAGACAGUGUGCUGCUGGACCUGGAGAGGACUCUGAUGCUGCCGCUGGCGGACGGCUCCCUGCGGCUGCGCACGGAGGACGAGGACAGCUCAGCCUCUGAGGACUCCUUCUUCUCUGCAGCAGAGCUCUUUGACUCUCUUCACUUUGAUCAGAUCCCCUUCCACCUCUCCAAGCCAGUAGCUGCCUAUGAAGAAGCCCUGCAGCUGGUGAAGGAGGGGAAGGUUGCGUGCCGGACGCUGAGGACAGAGCUCCUCGGCUGCUACAGCGACCAGGACUUCCUUGCCAAGCUGCACUGCGUCAGGCAGGCCCUGCAGGAGCUGCUGGAGGAUGAAAGCAACCAACUGUUCUUUGGGGAGGUUGGGAAGCAAAUGGUGAUAGGGCUGAUGACAAAGGCUGACAAGAACCCCAAAGCCUUUCUGGAGAGCUACGAAGAGAUGCUGCAGUAUGCACUGAAGCAGGAGACCUGGGCAACCACCCAGCAGGAGCUGGAGGGAAGAGGGGUGGUGUGCAUGAGUUUCUUUGACAUUGUGCUGGACUUCAUCCUGAUGGAUGCUUUUGAGGACCUGGAGAACCCUCCCUCGUCCGUGCUGGCUGUGCUGCGCAACCGCUGGCUGUCCGACAGCUUCAAGGAGACUGCUCUGGCCACUGCCUGCUGGUCAGUUCUGAAAGCAAAAAGAAGGCUUCUGAUGGUCCCAGAUGGGUUUAUCUCUCACUUCUACUCCGUAUCGGAGCACGUCAGCCCUGUCCUAGCCUUUGGUUUCCUGGGGCCCAAGCAGCAGCUCUCUGAAGUCUGCAGUUUCUUCAAGCAGCAGAUCCUGCAGUACCUGAAGGACAUGUUUGACCUGGACAAGGUCAGGUACUCGUCGGUGCCAGCGCUGGCCGAGGACAUCCUGCAGCUGUCGCGGCGCCGCAGCGAGAUCCUGUUGGGCUACCUGGGCACACAGCUGCCCCCCAAGGCCAAUGGGCUGCUCCCUGCUGACCCUGAGCCCCUCAGGGAGCUCAUCUGA